AUGACGGCUACUUUCACGUACGAUUCGUUGGGCUCGGCCUACGAUUACUGGGCAACACAGCAGACCGAAGGCGACACAAUUCCUGCCUACUCAUACUCCUUUGACUCUUCAUCCUCUCUUCCCUCCGAUUUCCUGGGCGAUGCCAUCACCACCACGACCAUGACCACUUCCUCAUCUACAACGAAUACGACCCCUGCUACGAGUGAUGCGUCUGCCUCUUCCUCUUCGCAGGUAGCCUACGACGCUGCUGGUUCAGUCUCGUCGGCUGCCGAAGACGCCCAGAUUAUACAAACCACCCUAAACUACCAGCCUUUGUUCCGCGCCUCUCUCGAGAUUCCUCGUUUCCACACCCCAUACCGCUGGUGGGAAGACGAAGCCCGCACCGUGCUGUGGAGCUUCGACAUCCGCCAGAUCAUGCUGGUUAUCCGCUUUGGCCUAUUCAACGACGGCAACCAGCCGCGGUCCGCCCUUCAGAAACGCGAUGCUACUUUUAUCGAAAAGUUUAUCGAGGGUCUUUUGCAGCCGUAUGAGCUGCCCUACCUGCCCAGUCUCUCCCAUGCCCAGCGAGUUGAAGAGAUACUACGACGCUGCCAGGUGACAGAGUCAACCAAUGUUUCAUGGAGUUGGUUUCCAAUGCGGGCUCGCCUCGUCACCAACCCAGCAACCGUUGCGCAAGAAAUCGAGGCGGAAAGCCACCUGCAGUUUAGAUCCGUGCCGUUUGAGACAUGGGUCCGCUAUUCCCUGGGAUAUGCUGCCCCAGAGGUGGACUGGUUCCUCCUGCAGCAUACUGUAUUCUAUAUCGUUCUUUAUGGUUACCUCCAAACAUACCCGCAAGAGAUUGCCAAAUAUCAACAAGUCGGAAAGUUGAUGAGCACAAAAAGUCCUUUUGCCCGUCGUGCAAUUGUAGAAUGCCUGUCUCAGUUCCAAUCCAAUAGUGCCGGCAAAGCCCCUCGGGCUCACACACCUGGUUUUGAAUUUAUCGCGGGGCCGAUCCAGGCCUUGUUCAAGGCAUCUCGGCUAGGCCUUUACAACACGGUGAAACUGCUCUCAGUCGUGUCUACUCGCUUUCAGCAGACGUACAUCCAUGUGCCGUAUAUGGACUGGUACAAGAAGCUGGAUACCCAAGUGCCGUUACUAGACAGCCUCCUUUCAUCCCUCUCAGCUACUGAUUUUGCUCGAUCGUUGACCCGCUCGGACGAAUCGAAAUUUUCCCAGUUAUCGCGAGAGAACCUCGUGGGCGAGCAGAACCCAACCGUCGAAGCAUUACACGAGAGGUGGUCUACUUUAGCAAUGAACGUUUACGAAUGUUGCAUCGCGUUACCCGAAAUCGUGUCCUACAUUCAGCAGAGUGCAGAGAUACUGCAUUCCUUACACAAUUACUAUUCUGCCGUUGCACUGAUCCGCGGCCUGCAGCUCGUGGGCAUGUCGUACUCGUGGAGCAGUCUUACUACAGAUGGCGAAGAAUCCAUCUCGAUAGUCUCGCUUACACCAGCAAGUCUGUUGUAUCUGUCAGACGCGUCCAACAAUCACGCUGCAUAUCGACAAGCGAUGAAAACGACGCCGGGCAUUCCUUUUUUAGUCCCACAUCUUGAGGAAUACCGACGACGUGGUGAGGUCGCUCUAGAUGAGUUGUUCACUCGAACUGCUUAG
This is a messenger RNA of Talaromyces rugulosus, 1650 nucleotides long. RefSeq lists its product as uncharacterized. The record is from RefSeq and is a predicted model, not a curated record. The transcript has 3 exons. Gene Ontology annotation, molecular function: guanyl-nucleotide exchange factor activity. Bases 1 to 1650 code for a protein of 549 amino acids. Gene Ontology annotation, biological process: small GTPase-mediated signal transduction. NCBI's taxonomy places the organism in Eukaryota, Fungi, Ascomycota, Eurotiomycetes, Eurotiales, Trichocomaceae.